Molecule: messenger RNA, 684 nt
Organism: Papaver somniferum (opium poppy)
Lineage: Eukaryota; Viridiplantae; Streptophyta; Magnoliopsida; Ranunculales; Papaveraceae
Product: 30S ribosomal protein S11, chloroplastic-like
Exons: 4
Coding region: 1-684 (227 amino acids)
Biological process (GO): maturation of SSU-rRNA from tricistronic rRNA transcript (SSU-rRNA, 5.8S rRNA, LSU-rRNA); translation; ribosomal small subunit assembly
Cellular component (GO): mitochondrial small ribosomal subunit; ribosome
Molecular function (GO): mRNA 5'-UTR binding; structural constituent of ribosome; small ribosomal subunit rRNA binding
Source: RefSeq, a predicted model, not a curated record
AUGGGUGCGCGCCUGUACUUUUUUGACGGUGGAUUUCUCAGUGGAAAAAAAUUGAAAAAUGGGUCUAGUAGUAGUUUUCACAAUAACUUACCUAUUGGUCUUUUCAAGAACUUUGAGCCCAAUGAAUUUAAAAGAAAUCAAGCCACCAAUUAUUCUAAAUCACUAAUUGUAGCUUACUUAUCAUUUUAUAGGGACGGCAUCUCAGUUGUUCCUACUACUACUAUGCCCAGAAAGUUGAAGGUAAGAAAGAGUACAAGAGUUGAUGCACAUAAGGUUGGACCUAGUAGGCCACAUAAGGAUAGACGUAGUAUCAAGCAAAAAAAAAAGGAAGCAAGUAGAAUACUAACAGGAGCCAUUCAUGUUCAAUCAAGCUUCAACAAUACCAUUGUAACGAUUACAGAUGUAGAGGGUCGGGUGUUUUCUUGGUCUUCUUUCGGGAGUUGUAAAUUCGAGAACACAAAAAAAGGAACGCCAUUUGCUGCCCAAACUGCAGCAGAAGAUGCUAUUCGCAAAGCGGUCGAUCGGGGUUUGAAACGAGCAAAAGUCAUGAUAAAGGGUCCUGGUCUCGGAAGAGACACUGCAUUACGAGCCACCCAGAGAAGUGGUGUCCGAAUAAGUAUUGUACGGGAUGUAACCCCUAUGCCACAUAAUGGAUGUAGACCUCCUAAAAAAAGACGUGUAUAG